Molecule: messenger RNA, 4958 nt
Organism: Acanthopagrus latus (yellowfin seabream)
Lineage: Eukaryota; Metazoa; Chordata; Actinopteri; Spariformes; Sparidae
Product: alpha/beta hydrolase domain-containing protein 17A-like
Exons: 6
Coding region: 278-1369 (363 amino acids)
Biological process (GO): protein depalmitoylation
Cellular component (GO): plasma membrane; endosome membrane
Molecular function (GO): palmitoyl-(protein) hydrolase activity
Source: RefSeq, a predicted model, not a curated record
UCGGGCAGUAGUAGAAAAAAAAAAAAUAUCUGGUUGCCAUGAAUUUCAGCUAGCUAGCCACCGACAGCUGUCAGUACGCUUGAGUAAAACCAUCCAUGUCAAGACAAAAGCAGGAUUUUCGGAGUCGUGUGCUGCUUCUGUGUACAAAUAGGGGCACACCAGCCUGCCUGCCAACCUACUGUGAAGCGAUCCAGCUGGCUAAGUGACCAGAGCAGGAAGCCUUGGCACCGCUGUGUGCCAGUUCAUUUCAAGACCCAGGGAUCUCUGAAUCCAGAAGAUGAACGGUCUGUCCAUACGAGAGCUAUGCUGCCUGUUCUGCUGCCCCCCAUGCCCCAGCCGCAUUGCAGCCAAACUGGCUUUCCUCCCUCCAGAGCCCACCUACGCCCUUUUACCUGACCCAGAUCCAGGUUCUGGAGCUGGAACUGCCGCUGGAUCCACCUCUGGGGCUUCUGUGCCUUCUAUCGGAGCCCCAGGACUGCGUUCCCGGCUCGGCACUAGUAGUGGAAGUGACCGAGGAGGUGCAGGAGGAGGAGGAGGGGGCGGUGGAGGCGGCGGUGGCGGCGCUGGUGGAGGUGGAGGAGGCGGAGCAGGCGCUGGUAGCACUAGCACCACUUCUGGGGCUGAAGGCAGGUGGAAGCUUCAUCUCACAGAGAGAGCGGAGUUCCAGUAUUCUCAGCGAGAGCUGGAUGUGACGGAUGUGUUCCUGACCAGAUCUAGCCGAGGGAACAGGGUGGGAUGCAUGUACAUUCGCUGCGCCCCCAAUGCCAGGUUCACGGUGUUGUUUUCCCAUGGCAAUGCAGUAGACCUGGGCCAGAUGAGCAGCUUCUAUAUCGGCUUAGGCACACGCAUCAACUGCAACAUCUUUUCCUAUGAUUACUCAGGCUACGGUGUUAGCACCGGCAAGCCCUCCGAGAAGAACCUUUAUGCUGACAUUGAUGCUGCCUGGCACGCCCUGCGCUCCCGGUAUGGCAUCAGCCCCGAGAAUAUCAUCCUGUACGGCCAGAGCAUCGGCACAGUGCCCACUGUGGACUUGGCAUCACGGUUCGAGUGCGCUGCUGUGGUCCUCCACUCUCCUCUCACCUCUGGAAUGAGAGUGGCCUUCCCCGACACCAAGAAAACAUACUGCUUUGAUGCCUUCCCUAACAUAGAGAAAGUGUCAAAGAUCCCGUCUCCAGUGCUCAUCAUCCACGGUACAGAGGACGAGGUGAUCGACUUCUCUCACGGCCUCGCCCUGUUCGAGCGCUGCCCCAAGGCCGUGGAGCCCCUCUGGGUGGAGGGAGCCGGUCACAACGACAUUGAGCUUUACAGUCAGUACCUGGAGAGGCUACGGCGCUUCAUCAACCAGGACCUGGCUGCACAGCACGCCUGAGAAACAAAACAUCAGCCUCUCUGCGUUUUGUAUGAAUGAGACAGUGUGCGUGUGUUUGCGUAUGUGUGAGUCAGUGAGGAAACGUCAGCAUGAUACAAAAGUACGGGUGAGAAACUGACUUAAUAAUGGAUGUGUGAUUUUCGUCACAUCUGUGUGUCUUUGAAGCAGCACACCUUUUAGGUUACUUUCUCAACUGCACCUUGGUUGAAAUAACUUCCUGUUUUAACGGUGAGAAAGUUUUUUAACACAUCAUUAGCUGCAUCCAUCUGUGCAGCGGAGUGUGGUGAAACACUAAAAACAGCAACUUCACAGAUCUGUUUUUUUUUUUUUUUUUUUAAACGUGGAGAUUGUUAUGAAUUAUAGUUUUAAAAAUGUGUCACUCACUUGAAUUAAUUAAGAAGCAGAGACGUGUUUUGUCCAAAAAGGCACACAGAUGUAGUUUUUAAGUAAGCUUUAGUGAAUGUGUGAGUGUGUAUUCAUAUCGAAUAAUACGUGCACGUGUGUGUAAGUGUGUGUGAGUGUGUGUGUGAGCAGGGCAUUGCUGAAACAAAUGAAGGACAUCCUGCAAGUGGAGGAGGCUUACGGAGACUUAUCAAUAUUGAUGUUUUGGUUGUUUUUUUUUGUUUUCUUUGAUUAUGCGUGUAUGUAUGAAGAAUACCUCCACGGCUUGACCAGUUCUCUCAGCGGUGGACAAACGCUGGUCAAGCACGUGUCCCUACACCCCUUCCUCCACCUCCUCCACCUCCUCCACCUCCUACACUCCCUGUUUACCUGUUAAUGGACAUCCAUCUGACUGCCAGGGCAUUUCCCAAGUUGUUGUCCAGCUAACACUAACCUACUUUACUUGUGUGGUUUUGGGGGUCCAUCUACUUUCCUUUUUUCGGCGUCAGUUACGGCGGAUACACGAGGACUAGUCUGGAAUACUGUCAUGGCUCGUACGGCUGUCGGGUGUCUCAUACUUUCCCUUCAUUUUUCGACUCUUGAUACGAUCUCAGAAUGGCCGGCUUCCACUUCAUUUCCUGGCUGUGCUAUAGCUUUAGCGUUUUUGCUGUCCUCAGAACAGGGGAAAUUAUUUUGAUUUCCCCACUUCCCCCCCCAUCCAGUCCUACAUAUUUGUGAUGGAGAAUGAUGGUGUGGUUGAAAUGGGAACAGGUCUUUGAGAGCCACACUGAGAAGAGUGUCUCUGUUCAUGUGGACGUUUCUUUGGCAGCCAUAGAUCAGCUGUAGGUUUACACAGUCAUUUCCAUGUCACACUCCAAAGACAUGGUUGUAUCCCUGCUGUAUUUACUGAUAUUUGAUGUUGAAAGGUAGACUGCUUAGACUUGGAAUAAGUCAGAUUUAAAGGAAUAGUUUGACAUUUUGAAACCUGCUUUUUUUUGCUUUCCUGCUGAAAGUUAUGAAGUUAUCCGCAAAACCCACAACACGUCACUCUCACACUUCAACUAAUCGGUAAUCGAUUGACCGUUGCUGCUCUACUUUCAGGUGGAUUUUGUUACCUUUGCACAGAGUCAGGCUAGCUGUUUCCCUCUGUUUCCAGUCUUUAUGCUUCUUCUGAUUUAACGCUCAGCGAGAAAGCAGAAAAGUGUGUUUCCUGAAUGUCAAACUGAACCUUUGAGUCUGAAGUGUAGCUGUUGACGAGGUCUGUGAAAACUUUGUCUCUUCUGGUUGAACACACCCCCCCUUUGUGGAGCUCGACGUUCUGGUUCUGAAGGUGUAAGGAGACAAAGUAGCUGCUCUGUUCACCGAACUAACGAGGAUCAUGUCUGGUUUCUUCAGAACAGUCGGAACAUCUUUUGUGUAAUAUCGAUUACUUGUAGUCUUACAGCACAGUUUGUUUACCCCGCGUCGUCGCAGCAGUAGGACUCAUUACCAGGCUCGGUCAGCCCGCUGUUCUCAUUCACCCUCAGCACAUUUGUGUUUCUUCGUCGUUUUUCGUCUCGAUGUAACUAAUCCGAACGUGUUCUUGACGUAGUGUAGGGCCAUGGAUUAUUUGUCUCAGAACCAUGUGUCGUCGUCGUCGUUGUUGUGACUAACAGUGUGAUUCAGAUCGGGCGCCCGGACGGCACAUCAUCAUGCCUACUUGCUCUGUUUAACCUCUGUGGCCCUAAAAUGUACAGGAGCUCUCUUAUGGGUGGCAGCACGCUUCAUGUCUGACACAAGCCAUAUUUGAGCCUCUCACUGUUUGUGUGGUGCAGGUUCCACCACACACACCUUUGCACAUCAUUACACACACACACACACACACACAUUGAAACACAACAUACACAUGCAUACACGCGUAAUACAUGUACUGUAGUAUACAGUAUAUUUACACAUUUAUAUAUAUCAGAUCAAGCAUGACAAAAGCAGGUCUUAAGUUCAGCACUAUUGUACAAAGCAUCCAAAGUGUAAUAAGGGUAUAAAAUGUAAGUUUGUGUGUCUUCAUUAUUAUUGACUGUCUUCUACAGGCCAGCAUUAGGGAUAUUAACAUCGCGUUUGAGUAAGUAGGCGCCGUGUGUAGUCCUGAAAACGGACAAGAACUGUGGCGUGCUAUCACCGCAUUUUCAGAUCUACACAAGGCGCCUGCUUCAUCGGAGACCCGUCAGUUUCAGUGAUAGUAGCUGCGUUUUAUUUUUUGUUUGUUGAGUUUUUUUUAAGGGAACAUGUUCUGAACUAGCACUGAUCUGAUUACUCCAUUUUGGGAGUACUAGUGGGUCUCGGUAAGCAGUGGAAAGUUUACUAAAAAAACAAAACAAAAAAACACCACUCGCUCUCUGUCAUCCCCCUUUACGACCAGGGAAUCUUUCCAUUCUCAUGCUGCGCUUCGUGUCUCUGAUAUUUAAAUAAUGGAAAUCUGUUACCAUCUUGAGCCAGGGAUCUGAGCUGUCAGAAGAAUUAAGAGAGAAAUAUCGCCUCUCUCUCUCUCUCUCUCUGAAGAAGAAGAAGUAGAAGUAGGCCUCAGUUUCUCCUGGACAGGUCGUGUUUAUCAGGGAAACCACUGGAUCCACCUUUUCAUUCAUGGGGUUCAAGAAACGGGGUGGAGACUUUGCCGUUUUAUUGACGCACCACUAUGGUUGACGUAUAUCGUAUCCUCUGGCCCUGAAUGUUUAUUGACGGGGGGUGGGCGGGGGGUGGAGGGUCGAACAGUGAAAACUGUAUGCAUGUCUAUUGUGUUUUGCAGAGCAAGUGACGGGGUGGGAUGUUAUCUCUAUUAUGUAUUCUAUGUGAGGGUAAAGCUGAACUCAUGGCAUCGGAACAUUGAAGCGCUUUUUAAAGAGAAAAAAAAAAAAACGGGACGUUUAUUUGAAUUUUUUUAUUGCUGAUACUAACUGAUGUAUUGUUAUGAGUUUCGUGCUAGAGUUUGAGCGGGGCAGUGGUGGGCGGGUCGGGGUGGCUAGGCGGGUGGGUUAGGGGCUAGACAAUAUUAGUGGGCUGUUUAUAUGGUUACUGUACUUACCUAUUCUAUUCUUUGUAUUAUGAUUUGUAAUUUUAUGUUGCUUUUUUGAACUGAGAAUAUGAUGUAAUGAAAUUAAUUCAUGGGACUGAAUCUUGACCUUUUUAUGGACUACAAAAUAAUAAUAAAAAAAAGAUCACUUAUGUACAAAAAUAA